This is a messenger RNA of Psilocybe cubensis, 5031 nucleotides long. RefSeq lists its product as uncharacterized. The transcript has 9 exons. The record is from RefSeq and is a predicted model, not a curated record. Bases 1 to 5031 code for a protein of 1676 amino acids. Lineage: Eukaryota; Fungi; Basidiomycota; Agaricomycetes; Agaricales; Agrocybaceae.
AUGGGCUUCAAGAAAGUACCUGAUAGGGGAUCGGAUGAGGAGUUUCCCAAUGUUCGGGAGGCCUCCUGGUCUAGUGGGGCCAAGAAACGAAAGAGAGGGCGGCCGAGGAUCCACAAACUUCCUGCAGAAUCAUCAUCAACAAACCUCCCUCAAACAACGACUUACUCUUUCCAAAACCAUGAACACAACAUUCUGGAAGAAGAAAUACCUCAUUAUCCGGGAGAUCUAACUGAUCAGCAGGUACUUGAUAACCUGAGACAGCUAGAUGACGACAGAACGGGAGGAAAGUCUCAAAAUGAUUACCUGAGGGAAUGGCUCCCGAAACGAGAGGUGUAUCUUGGAACAAUGAUUGGAGGAGAAGCCCCGGAUCCGGAUCUGAAUGGACGGUGUCAGCAAUGUCAAGGAAUGUCUGGAGUGUGGAGAUGUUGCCAAUGCUUUGGCUCUAGAAUUUUGUGUUCUGAAUGCCUGCGAAGAAACCAUCAAUUUACACCUUUCCACCGCGUUGAGAAGUGGACGGGUCUAUAUUUCCGUCCGGGAGCUCUGUGGGAAGUGGGUGUCAAGUUGUAUUUGGGUCAUAAUGGGAAGCGGUGUCCUUAUCCCACGGAUCCGAGCCAUCUAGGAUGCGACGGCGGAAACAAUUCAUCCGGGAGUCAUGGGCACGGCGGAAACAAUUCGCCCAUCUUUGAGGAUGAACACGGAUUGGACCUGGAUCCGCUUCCUGCGAGCAAUGACCAAGAAUCCUUUACGGCUCAGCUUCUGGCGGACCCGGAGGUACCCCAUUUGGUUGAGCUGGACGAUGGAGACGAUGAAGACGAUGAUCUAUUCGAGGAAGUCGAUACAACCUAUCUGGACCAACCUCGUCCAAAGGCAGCAGACAACAAUGGAAUUCCUUUCAAGGCAAUUGUGCACACCUCCGGAGUCCAUUAUCUGCCCGUGCGAACAUGCACAUGCCGGUCCGUCCGCCUUCCGUCUAUCGAUUUACAGUAUCUGGAGAUGGGAUUAUUUGCAGCCAGCUUUGAAAACGUUCAAACUGUGUUCACAGUUGAGGUCCUUGAGGACUUUCGGAUGGACAACCUCGAGUGCAAAACGUCGGCUUAUCAGUAUUACCAAAAGUUGCGAAGACUGACUUCGCCAGCGUUUCCAAAAAAGGUGCUGAACCGCUAUCGUGAAUUGAGAAGGCUUAGUAGAGAAUACAGGGACCUUGUCCUGAGACGACAAUACGGAGAAGGGCAUACAAGAGAAGCGGUGGUCCCUUACUAUCAUCAUUGCCAUGAUUCAUCACCAGAGAGGAUGGGUAUUAAUGUAUCUGAUCCAAUUGACGGCGGAUCUGAUAGUCCGUCUCAAGAAGUCGGAACGUCAACGGACCCGUCUCUGGGACACGGCGGAUUAGAUGGUCCGCCUGCACCACAAAUGACGCGGACCGAGGAUCAUCCCAAAGUUGAAGAUAGGAGAGGGAAGUUGGCCUUAUUCUGCCCCGCCUGUCCACAGCCUGGAAUAAACCUACCUGAUACCUGGAUUGAUGAUGCUGACAGGCAAGUUUUAGUUAUUCUUCAAGGUUAUGUUGCAGAUGGUAAUUUCAAAGCAGAUCACCUCAAUCAGAAAAACGAGGGAGACGAUGUUUGGUUGAGCGUUGGAGAAGGAUACAUGACUGCUCCGGGCCCAUACAAGGAGCACAUCAAGGAAGCAAUUUCUCUUGCUCCACGUUAUAAACGGGAACAAACAUGUCAUAACUACCACGCCCAGAAAGCUGAAAACAGAGUCAGCCCGGGUAAGAGAGUACGUGGAAUUGGGGCACACGCUUGCGCUAGGCACGGAUGCUUCUGUCCAUCCAGCGUUGUCGAUUUUGACAAAGGCGAAAAGCAGAUGCACAUGGAUUGGUCUUUGACUCAGGCCAGGGAAACUACCAACACACAGGGAAUCACAAAACAUUUGGAAAUCUACGAUAUAAACUGUCAAUAUUGCGUUAACUUGGCAAGGCGUCUCUCAGAGUCCACAAAAAUGCAUUGGCCACCUUCUGUUAAAAUGAUUUUUGCAAUUGGUUUAUUUCACGUCCACGGGCACAAGACGGAAUGUCUUUACAACUACGCAUCCACCUAUGUCCCGGGUGUGGGAAUCAUUGACGGAGAAAUCCUGGAGCCGUUGUGGUCCGUGUUAAAUGACACAUCCCGGAGUACACGUUCCGCUACCACUGCCCAUCGAGCAGAGGUUUUGGACGACCACAUGGGGGAUUCCAACUGGAAGAAGACCAUUAAUAUGGCUGCAACAAUUGCUGCAAAGUUCAAACGGGCACGGGAACAGUCCGGAAUCACAGACCGAUUUUAUAGGGGUAUCACGGAUCAACAAGAUUCCGGGCUCAUCAACACUUGGGAAGAUGAAAUUUCAAAAGCAGAAGCGGACCGAGAACAAGGUGUGGCCGACGCUGUUGGCAAGGUAAUGGCAAGCAAAGUGAAAACGGCCGCUGGACGCCAAGAAAUUGAAUUGCAUCUUUCAAAUAUGGAACUUACAUCUAAUGGUGCUACUGGAAAGGCAGCAUGGAUAUCAUCCGGCUUAAAACUGGAGCAAGCGCAAUUGGAGCUCAGGGACCAUGUCAGAAAGCUCGGAAAGCAUCCUUCCACCGCGCAGAAACUUGACUUGGUCAAUAAAUGUCGCUCCAUGCGGACCCGCGUUGAAGCCUUCUGUCGAUCCGCUAUGACCUUCAUGGGCGAAGAUGUCUUGGAGGAUAUUCAAGGGGACAUCGCUCCCAUACUUGACUAUGAAGUCAGUGACAACGACGAUCCUGAUCUUGGAAAUGUCAACAUUACCCGCGCGGAUCCGGAACGACAGCCGCUUCCGUUUCCCUCCGCCGUCAAACAAGAUUUCUUUGACGGCCUUGACGCGGGAACAAACCUCAUUUUAAAAGGGCUUCGCAAACUUGAACUUCAAAUAAGACAUGGCCACGCAGAGGACUGUCUGGAAGCGGUCCGGUCAGCCUUGAUCCAGCUUUCUUGGCAGUAUAAAUAUCAGGUUCGGACCGCCGACUCCGUCUAUAUGGGGACUCGUGCUUGGGAUGGCGUCAAGCUUUUGAAUGCUUCCUGGAAAUUGCACCGGCGACUCUACAACACAAACCGUCAGAAGAUGAUCUAUUUAUCUGCUGGCGUGCGAGACGAGGAUAAUAUUCGGAAACAAUAUCCCAUUCUGCAAGUCCAUGAUUGCAAGCAUAGUAAUGCCGUGUCGGAUCCGAACAUUCACGGAGGAAGCUCGGACCGUCUAAGUUGGAUUUGGAGAUCCCGUCAGGGCCUGGACAAUGAUAAUCAAUUAUACGUUAAUGAGUUCUUUAGGCUAAACUGGCUCCGCGCGCGAGCUCAGAGGAAUAGAUGGCAAGAGGAGCUGGCCUUGACAAAAAAGGAAAUGGAAUGGACUGUCAGAUUUUAUGUGUAUAUGGCAAAGACAUGGCGUGCACGGCAUGAUUUUGUUCCUGACAGAUUAACCAGUUCUUUGAACAUUCUUGUUGUAUCCCAUCUCGUUGAAUUCAUGCACUUACCGCGGCUUUUUAAACCUCCUGUCGAGGACGAACAUCAUCUCCUUACCUAUGAUGAGCGACGUGCUCUGGCCAAAGUUCAUGUCCAUGUUUGUGGUGCACGGAUCCGUGCCGGAUACCAUUUGUUCAUUGCAAACGGAGACUCUGUUUCCUCCGUGCGUCGCCAAAAAUGGAUGUAUUUGCUCGACCUGGAGGUGGCUAUACUGCUGAGAGUACUCGGAUACUGCUAUGUCAAUGGAUUCCAAGUCGAUAUUCCAUUUUUUAUAUCAGAAAUUCUCAAUCAGAGCGUACAUGCCGUUUUGAACCGAACUCCCCACCAUCGAGCUGUUCUAUUUGAAUCUCUAAAUCAAAGCUGGUCAGCAUGGGAAGAUGAUGAAAUUUUAAAUCAGACCAAGAGCUGGGGAUAUUGGUGGAGGGACGGAUUUGCUGAAGGCGAUGAGUGGCAAGUUGCCUUUGUUACCGUUGAAUCGCAAGCAAGAGAAUUUUGGAACAAGGUGGUUCUGCCUGAAUACCAACAAGAGGUACUCCGGCUAAAUAAUCAGAGGAAAGAAGCUAAGGAGGGCGCAAGUUCAUCUACCUCUGGGCCUCCAAGAAAUCAGGAAAACAAUCCCAAGGGCAAGGGAAAGGCGGCUGAACGGACAUCCGUCCCCACCUCGGGGAAGCACGGAUCCGCGUUGACGGGAAAGCACGGCUCCGCGUUUUCACCGCCCACGGGGAAACCCAAUCCGCCGACCCGUGUUGCAAACACGCGGGAUGAAACAUCCCCAAUUGCAAUUUCUGACCACAGACCGCCCUACUGUCCCCGCUGCGGUCAGCCUAUCCUAACGGGCGUAAUGAGGGAGUUGGCUCACCUGCGCCGGAAUGUGGCGGACAAAAUGAAAAAUGCCCAUAAAGCAGUGACUACUUCUUCGGCCGCCUUGGGCAGAUAUUCUGUAUUGGAGAAGAUGUGGAUUGACUCUAAGGAGCACCCGUUCUCUAACGGCAAGGGGCUUUCAGCCAAAUACAAAUUUCAGCAUCCCGUUCACCCUUCUCCUGACAGUUGGGGCGCUAUAACGGCUCAAGCCCGGUCCUUCGAGGUCUCAAAGCUCAAAGUCGCUUCAUUUUACAUCAACGACAUUUUUUAUUCUUUUAUUGCCGUCAAGGAACUACCUUUUCAUCCACUCUGGUAUCAUUCGCCACCCUCCAACACUGCAAAUAUUCAUCUCCCAACAGAUACUCUGCCUACUCCCGGUUCCGUCAGCCCUCCGUCAAAUGCACACACCAGCAAUGCCUUCCUUUUUAACGCAAGGUCAAGACCUGUUUUCCCGGGAGAAGAGGAUGAUAUUGAUAGUACGUCCAAUACCACUGAAUCCUCUACACCAGCUACGUUUUUAGAGCAUCUCGCACAGGACUUUGAAGAGGAGGCGGAUGUGGAGUCUUCCGCCGGUGAUACGACGGAGGAGUCAGAUGCUUCCGGUAACUCGGAAGAGCUUAGCGAGGACGUGUCGGAAACACCCUGGGAUGAGGAAUCUUAG